Messenger RNA from Pseudomyrmex gracilis, 2460 nucleotides. RefSeq lists its product as uncharacterized. Lineage: Eukaryota; Metazoa; Arthropoda; Insecta; Hymenoptera; Formicidae. The record is from RefSeq and is a predicted model, not a curated record. The coding region runs from base 225 to 2174 and encodes 649 amino acids. The transcript has 6 exons.
CGAUCGUUAGUUGUGUUGUACGCAUUGAGAGAGCAACAUCGCGUGCUCUAUAUACAAAGAUUAUUGUCGAGCUGCGGUAAAUUUCUUGUUUGUCAAAGUGAUUAAAGAGAGAAAAAAAACUUCAUAUCAGUGAGAAAUUUUGUAUUAGUUCUUUGCAAUUAAAUCUGGCAAUUACACAAUGACAAGGUGAAAUAAAUCGAUCGAUUACUGUAAGGCACACGAGCAUGUCAUCGGACACUGUCAGCUCUCAGACCUCACGGAAGGCGAUGCUUGAGACCAGUAGGAGAUCCGCUAUAAGUACAUCCGAGUUAGGACUCUAUUCUGAUCGCGGAGAUCGAUAUAACAGGAGUCGAUACGGUCUGAUCGUAAAAAAGCUCGCGAUCGUAGUUAUGGUGGUGGUAACGGUAAUAUUGGUGGCAAUAUUUAUGUACGAUUUUACAUCGGUUACAUCAGGAAACAGUAAGAUCAAUCAGGAAACAAAGCACAUAUAUAUCCUACAAAAUGCUCUUAAAAAAUCAAUCAAUCUCUCGAGAAAAUCCGCGAACUCGACUAUUCCAUUUGAUGCGGCGAUCAAUCGUGCGAACAAUCUUUCCAUAGAAGAUCGUUCGGACGAUGAGGGCUACGAAGGUUUUAUGCAACAACAAAACGCAACGGGCGACAUGUUGCCGGUCGAGACUCGCAUUGUGAUACCGAGCGAACCCGAGAUGAGAGCGCAGAAUCUCCACAAUUUCAAACAGAGAAAGAGAGUCAUGAAAUCCGUAGAAGAUGCGAAUGAAAACGAAGAGCCUGAAGCAAAGCAAUUGUUUGACAAUCACGCAAUCAUGUAUCGAGUGAGACAAAGAUACAAACAUCCGGAUUCUGACGAAGACGAAAGCAUGGAAGAGGCUCAGCCGACGCCGUUUCACUGGGAGUUUAAAACACCGUAUCCGUCGUCGUUCAAACGGUCGAGAUAUCCGCAGCUAUCGCAAUAUCGAUAUCCGCAGUCGUCCAAGAACAUCCAGGAUAUCAUCAAGUAUCUGACAACUGAAGCUGAUCGAGGUAUCAAGUUCACAGGCGUUUACGUAAAUCCGAAAAAGUACGAUAUGAUCCCAGGUCUCGGUGAGAUGAUGUCGAGCAGCGAUAAAUCCGAAGAGGACGAGACGCCUUACUAUUCGAGCAAUGCGUACAAUAACGAUCCCUUUUAUCAAUAUAAACCGAAACAUCCAGCGGACGUUAAUCUCUUGGCCACGUCUAACGUGAGAUUUGCACCGACCGGACUACACCGUUACAGUCCUCACUACAAUUCUUUGUACUCCCAACCUUUGUUCAAUUACAACAAACCGACCCUAACGGAACCGCAGUACGAGAACGUCGGUUCCUACUCGACGAAUAGUUUGGGAAAAAACCGGAAGCCGAAACCGUUCAGUGUGAUGCUCGACAUUUAUCCUAUCACCGACAUUGUUGAGCAGAAUAAGAAGAACUCGUGGCUCAAGCCGCAAACACCCGCCGUGGACGAUUACGAACCCCGAAGACCCUUCCAAUUCAAUCGCGGGCCAAAAUUUUACGCAUCACAUCCGCAACCGAUCCCAAUUGUCGCGAUGCCGAGCCCUACGACCCUACCGGAAGAAGAGGAAAGACAACAGAUGAUAUUUCAUCUGAACUUGUAUCCACGAAAAAAAAAUAAACUCAACAGACACGAUAUCAUCCAUAGAUCGGAAUUGAUGAGACCCGAGGAACGACAGCAAUUCGCAAAGAAGAUAAUGACUCCCUUGGAAUCGAUCGCCAAACAUUUGACCGAUCAUUCCGCGAUCGAAGAAGCGAAGUUCGAAGAAGAGAAUCGAAACACAGAGGCAAAGAGUUUACCGUUGACGCGAUAUCAGGAGAUUAAUCUCGACGAUAAAAACGAGAAGAAUGUUAGUCUCGAAAUGGAUAAUGAUUCAGAAGCAUACGUAGAACCUUAUAAUGAGGAUGACAGCAUUAAAGAGGAUAUUACGGUGCCGCCAAAUCAUAAAGUAAGCGUCGACGAGGAUUAUGCCAGCACGGAGAAAUAUGAAAUUGACGCGCAAAAACUGAUAGUAACUACGGAGAAGGAUUGUGCAAAUUGCGACAACACAACGGUGAUCGACAACCCGAAGGCCGACACAAACAAAAGUAUGGAUCUUUCGAAGGAUAUCGAUACCACCGAAGGGUCGUAAACCACGACGUUUCAAUCGCGAUCUCCCACGCCAAAGUGAAAGUAUCAGAAACAUCGAAGAGUGAGUUUUUUUUCACACACAUAAGAAGGCUAUCAAAAUUCUUUGAUAAUUUACUCACUUAUGGGAUAUAUAUUCUGGUAUUACGUAAGCGGAAAAGACGUACGCGCGAUGUUGUUAUUUAAAUUAAAAUGUACUUUUACAGUAUGAUUUAGGUAUGAUGCAAUAUUGUUAUAUUUUGUUUAAUAAAAUAUACUUUAGUUGUUCUCUUAAUUUUGUUUGAGAUUUA